Messenger RNA from Athalia rosae (coleseed sawfly), 3629 nucleotides. Its product is annotated as leucine-rich repeats and immunoglobulin-like domains protein 3. The record is from RefSeq and is a predicted model, not a curated record. The coding region runs from base 620 to 3514 and encodes 964 amino acids. The transcript is spliced from 14 exons. Gene Ontology annotation, molecular function: protein binding. Lineage: Eukaryota; Metazoa; Arthropoda; Insecta; Hymenoptera; Athaliidae.
UUCCUACCUUCUCUGUCCCCCUCGGCAGCAACAAAAUAUUUUUUUUUUCUAUUUGUUAUUUUAUUCAAUAUAGGAAGAGACGAGCAGCGCCGUAUAUUGUUAAACGUAGUGGUAAACUUUGUAACUAAAUAAUACUUUCAAGUGGGAGGAGUAUACCGACGAUUGGCGGCGAGAAGAGAGGAGAAGCAGUUUUAUUUUACCUUUAAUAUUAUCCCCAGUGGAAAUGGUAAUGGAUUUCGGAAUGGGAAUUGAAAUCGAGAUUGUUGAACGGGCGGAGCAAUAAUGUUGGUGCAAGUGCGUGGGUUGUACGCUGCGACCAGCAGUUAGAUGCUGUUUCUUUGAAGAGAAAAAGGAAGAAGAAAGAAAAAAGUGUUACAGGGGUGUUUAUUAGGAAUGUUUGUUAUGAAUCAAUAGACCCUCCUUAUGUAUUUUUCUUUACAUACACAUUCUGACUCUGUUGCACAAUCGACAUUUUCAAAAAAUGGGUAAUAACCGCAUACGAUAACAGAGUUAUUUGGUCUGGGCAACAAUUGGCAUUUCAGGUAUAUAAAUAAUAUAUACCAAUUCUGGUCCUUCUGCCGCUGCUCUGCUAACAGCCGCUGCUGGACGCAGCUUUAUCAUGUCAGAAUCAGCUUGUGUGAUCUUAGCACUGGCUUGGAAGAGAAGAAAAUAUUUAAUAGUCAUUAGCCAGAUAGUAUUAUGGAUCGCAACAGCUCAAACUAACGCUAAGCCUAUGCAAGAAACAGGAUUGUUCAACAACAGAGAUGAUCAAUGUCCCGUGGAAUGCUCUUGCUUGGGCAACGUCGUCGACUGUAGCAGUUUGUUAUUGAGCGAAGCUCCUAGCUGCCUUCCACCAUGGGCAGAAGUCCUAGAGAUAAAAGAUAACAAUAUUGCAAAAUUGGAACCUGAUGCUUUAAUUCAUCUUACAAAGCUUAGGCACUUAGAUGUUAGCGCUAACAAAUUAGGCAACAAUGUUAGCGUGGCUCUGGCAGGUUUACCGCAGUUAAGAACUCUGAAAAUCAACAAAAAUCAUCUUACUACAGUGCCUGAUCUACCUACGCUGACAAAUCUGACCCAAUUAUCAAUGUCGCACAAUCUUGUGGAAUCUAUAGACGGUCAAGCAUUAUUAAAAUUAUCAAGACUUCAGUCUUUGGACCUCAGUGGCAAUCGGGUCACAGUUCUGCAAAAAGAAUCAUUUCUGGCACCAAAUAAUCUAACAUAUUUAAACUUGAAUAUGAAUAAAAUAGAAGUAAUAGAAAAUGGAAGUCUGGAUAAUUUAACUUUUUUGAAAGAACUGAGAUUGAAUAAAAAUCAUCUUUCGCAUUUGAAAAAUUUGUUCACAAAUCUACAAGAGCUCAGAAUUCUAGAACUGAAUAGAAACGAGCUUCAACAAAUUUUGGGAUUGAGUUUGAAAAAACAAGAAAAUUUAGAACAGCUGCGGCUGAAGAGAAACAAAAUCCGAAUACUCGAGGACGGCGCAUUUUAUCCUCUAAAAAAUUUGAUUCUUUUACAAUUGGAUUUCAACAUGUUAUCCGUCGUUCAAAAGGGUGGUUUGUACGGACUCGAAAGACUCCAAAAGCUCACCAUUUCGCACAACAAAAUUGAGACAAUUGAAUCUCAGGCAUGGGAAAUGUGCAGAGGAAUUAUGGAGCUGGACUUGUCGCACAAUGAACUCACCUCGAUCGAAAGAGGGACUUUUGAAUUUUUGGGAAAACUUGAAAUACUAAAAUUGGAUCACAACAAAAUAACCAUCAUAUCGGAUGGUGCCUUCAACAACACUCCAAAUUUGAAAAAACUCGAAUUGAAUGACAACCAGAUAUCCUACAUGGUGGAAGAUAUCAACGGGCCAUUUGCACCAUUGAUGAAUUUAGAGAAAUUGGGAUUAGCGAACAAUGGCAUAAAAUCGAUCAACAAAAAUGCUUUCCUUGGUCUGAUGAGACUAUCAGAGCUAGAUUUAACCGGUAACAAUGUAACCAGCAUUCAAGAAAACGCCCUGAUCUCAAUGCCGAAAUUAUCAAGACUAAGAAUGAAUUCCGGUGCUCUUCUCUGCGAUUGUGGUCUUCAAUGGCUCAGCGUCUGGCUGCGCAGCCACAAAUACAGCGAGGCCCGAAUUUGCUGCGGUUAUCCACACUGGUUGCAAAAUAAACCCUUGAUGCUCCUUCAUCAUGCGAAUUUCACGUGCGACGAGUAUCCAAAGCCAAGAAUAAUCGGUGAACCUGCUAGUCAAAUGGGUAUCCGAGGGGACAAUGUCACUCUGCAAUGUCGAGCGACUAGCACGGCUAACGCUCCGCUCCGUUUUACAUGGAAACACGAUAACGUCGAGUUGAAAAAUUCUGACGUUCAAGUGGACAGCACAUCUUCAGAGCGCGGUGUCACGGAAGCUCUGUCUAGUUUGCAUUUGAUAAAUGUAACACACGCAGAGGCAGGCAGAUAUCAAUGCAUGGUCACGAAUAAUUACGGGACAACUUACUCGGCUAAGGCCAAGAUCAGUGUCCUCAUUUAUCCGUCUUUUACCAAAAUUCCACACGACGUUAGAGUAACUGCUGGCAGUACUGCUAGAUUAGAAUGUGCGGCGGAAGGUCAACCGACCCCCCAAAUAGCCUGGCAAAAAGAUGGUGGAAACGAUUUUCCAGCUGCCAGAGAAAGAAGGAUGCAUAUGAUGCCAACCGACGAUGUCUUCUUCAUUGUAAACUUCAAGUCCGCCGAUACCGGUGUUUAUUCCUGCACAGCCCAGAAUCUCGCUGGCAUAAUAGUUGCCAAUGCCAGCCUAACAAUACUUGAAACACCAUCGUUUGUGAAGCCGAUGGAAAACAAGGAAAUUAUAGCCGGAGGUUCGAUCGUGCUCGAGUGUAUGGCGAGUGGCUCGCCUCGGCCCAAAUUGUUCUGGCGAAAGAACGGCAGCCCGUUACAAGCCACGGAACGUCACUUUUUCACAGCUGAAGAUCAGCUCCUGAUAAUUGUCGACACAAAAGCAAGUGACGCUGGACGUUACGAGUGCGAAAUGAGUAACUCGUUCGGCUCAGCAGUCGGCGCAUCGCUCCUCACAAUAAAUCCUGCACCUAGCUCGAUGGUAAACGAGGACGACAUGUUGGGUAUAAUAAUUAUCACCGUCGUUUGUUGCGCGGUCGGUACAUCUGUGGUUUGGGUUGUAAUAAUAUAUCAAACUCGUCGCCGUCUCAGUAUUAAUCACAAUCCAACCAGCCAAUCUCAAGUCACUUCUUUGCCAGUUGGAAACGAGGCUCAGACUCAUCUUUAUCUCGACACAAGUUCGCAGCACAGUAAAGACAGCGGUACAGGGGACAGUACUAAUCCGAGCAGCGAUCAACUUCAGCUUUGUCUUCCUGAAGAAAUAGUGAGGUGUUCAACGAAUAACGAAGAUUUGGGUAACGUAUGUGGAUCUGAUCCUUUAUUGGGCUAUACGAAUCAUGAACGGCUAGAUGAUACCGAAUCCGCUACACACGAUACAACAUCCUUGGACGUUACGACUCACGAUUGCGACUGCGAUUGCGAAUAAGGUAAAAUUUGUAUCGAAAUAAAAUAAUCGGUAAAGUGAUAUUGUGAUCCAAUUGUCAUACAAUGAUCGGAUACUCUGGUUCUGGAGUGCGUUAAAUCUUAAAAAGAAGAAUAAC